CUAUGGUCUAUGGAUAUCUGUACGGUGAUACGGGUGGUCAUCUUUGAACAUUUCUUCAAAAAAUAUUAAAUGAAGGUGCUAUAAGCGUUGAUUUUAUGAAAAAACUGUAGGUAUAUAUUAGUAAAUAAUGAUCUUACUCGAGAUCAAUAAUAGAAUUAUAGAAGAAACUCUAACUGUGAAAUAUAAAAAUGCAUUGGCCAGUUUAAAGCCAGAGUCUAUUGAUGUGACAGUAGCAGACUUUGAUGGAGUUCUUUUUCAUAUAUCUAAUAUCAAUGGAGAUAAAACCAAAGUUAGGGUUAGUAUAUCACUCAAGUUUUACAAGCAGUUAGAAGAACAUGGGGCAGAUGAGUUGCUUAAAAGAGUUUAUGGGCCCCUCCUUACGGAACCAGAGUCGGGUUACAAUGUAUCAGUGUUACUUGAUCUGGAGAACAUCCCAGAUGACUGGGAGGACAUCGUGAAGAAGGUUGGCCUGCUAAAGAGAAACUGCUUCGCGUCAGUAUUCGAAUGCUACUUCCGGCUGCAGGAAGAUGGCGAUGUUAGCAAAAAGCGGGCCGUUAUCAAUUAUCGACAAGAUGAAACUUUGUACGUUGAAGCGCAAGAAGACCGAGUGACGGUGGUUUUCUCGACCGUUUUCCGGCACGAAGAUGACAUGGUUAUCGGAAAAGUGUUCAUGCAGGAACUUAAAGAGGGAAGAAGAGCCUCACACACUGCCCCACAGGUGUUAUUCUCACACAGGGAGCCGCCAUUAGAACUCAUGGACACUGAUGCAAAAGUAGGCGAAAAUAUCAGUUAUGUUACGUUUGUGCUGUUCCCGCGGCACACGUGCUCCGAAGCGCGUGACAACACCAUCGACCUGCUGCACAUGUUCCGCGACUACCUGCACUACCAUAUCAAGUGCUCCAAGGUAUACGUGCACUCCCGCAUGCGCGCUAAGGCCGGCGAUCUCCUCAAGGUGCUAAAUCGCGCGCGCCCGCAGAAUACAAGCCGCCCCGCCGAACGGAAGACAAUCACGGGAAGAACAUUUGUUAGGCGAGAUUGAGUGUUGCGAGCCGGCGGGACGUAGGCGCCGACCACAGCACAGCUGUCCUCCUGUUUAAAGUACGACCUGUAACGACGCCACUCCGGUAACAUCUCACAACCAUAGGAACUUCCACCGAUCACCGCUCACCACACACCGUCGGAUGGUUACUGUCAGGAAGUGCAAUAAACAUUAAGUCAUACAAUCCACCUUGUAAAGCGAACAAUUUUCAUAUAACUAACUUGAGGAAACUAACGAUAUUAUUAGAGUGGUCUCGUUCAAUCACAAUGUGCGUAUUUCUUUUUCUAACCAUAAAUUUGUAAGUUUUUGAGUUUACAACGUCACAAAGUACUUAUAAUUUCCAACAGUGAAUGAUCUAGCUGUUACAUGAGGCCAAUACAAAUGGAUUGCCAAAUAUUAUGAACACACAUGCUCAAUCGUACUGCCGAUGGACAAUUUUGUGAUUGAGUGAUGGAAUGUGCACAUUGUAUUAAUAUUUAUUUUCAAUUCUUCGAGAAUAGCGUAAAGUCUAAAUGUUGCCGUAGGACUUGUUGAUAACAAAAUUAUGCUUUAAUAUAAUGAGAGUUCUAUUUAUAGCACUGCGACAUUAAACUUGGGUUCCUAUAGCGUACACCUGGACAAAUAGAACCGUUGUUCGUAAUGGCAUAGUGAGAUGGGAGAGAACCCUCCACUUUGCUUACGUAAUUAUGUUGAUAUAAGUAAUGCAAUUACCAAUCCUCAAGUAGGGUAUAAUGUACUAUAUAAAAUCUAGCUUAUAUUUGUUUCGGUUUACAAACUUGUAAAAAUGUAUAUCUCUGAAAUGUCGUGAUGACAGAUAUAAUGCACGAACAUAUAUUAAUUAUUUAAACACUGUCCCAUUUAGUUUAAUAAUGUUAUGCAAUACGUGAACAAUAUUUUAUAUAUAAAAAAUACACUUUCGUUUUAGGUAGGUCGGAUUCAAUUAAAUAUAUAUUGUAAGUGAAAAUGUACAGUCUCAAUAGAUUCUUCCAUAAACAAGAUCACGAUGAAUAUAACACAAUGGCCUUAUUUGUGAUUGUCGUUGGUUUGUGUGCGACGCGACGUCCCGCGCCGUGCGUGAUCGUCGCGAUCCUUCGGUCCUAUAGAGUCGCUAGUUUAGAUCACGGUCUUAUUAAGUGCAAUUCAAUUACAUACUAUUUUAAAUUCCAUUGUGCAUUUAAUUUUUAACACAAUAUAUUAUAUAUGAGUAGGCUCCUAAUUUUAGCAAAAUUAUUUUAUCAUAACGUACUAUGUUUUGAAAUGUUAUAUUUAGUGUUUUAGAUGAAAAAUCAAAUAAUACAAAUAUUUUUACAUCGUCAACACAUCGCACCAAAAAUAAUUGCUCAAAGUAUAUUGAAACACCAAGGAGCCCAUUAUGAAUGGUGGUAAUGUGUUGAAAUUGACAGGAAAGUAAUAGAAGAUGCUAUGAAUCCAGUACAUAUAUUAGAAAGAGUUAAAAUAUAGGGUUGCGAGGAACUAGAGCGUAAGGUAAUUACUGUGUUGGGCUGAGAUUGUGGCGUAAUUUAAAACGAGUCAUGGACUGAGAGUCGUUUAGGCUACCAAAACUGUUUGUCUGGAAGUUAUUGGAGUUAUAUAAAAUAUUAAUAUAAUUUGCUAAGUCAUAAAAUAGUUAAUGAGAGGAGUAUAACAUGACAGUUGAUAAACACAUCAUACAGAGUGUAUGAGUGCCCAUGAAUGUAAUACCAGCAUGUAGAAACAAUUUAACUAUUAAAUAAAAUUUUUGUAGCUAACUUGAAUUUAUGUAAUUUUUAUUUGCCAGAUGUAUUAUUUAUGUAUAAUGAAAUGUAAGUUAAAUGUUGCUUUAAAGUUACGGCUACAAUUUGAUAAUUGUUUUUUUUACUGUCAGUUUUUAUGCGAGAUUAUGUAAACUGAGAGGAAGUUAUUUGUGAAUAUGUAAUUAUUCUUGUGAUUUAAAAUCCGUUUAUACCUUCUGUAUUUUUAUUUUCUAGAUUAAAGAAAACAUCUUA
This is a messenger RNA of Achroia grisella, 3024 nucleotides long. It is a transcript of the gene Arpc2, whose product is annotated as actin-related protein 2/3 complex subunit 2. Gene Ontology annotation, cellular component: actin cytoskeleton; Arp2/3 protein complex. The transcript is spliced from 8 exons. NCBI's taxonomy places the organism in Eukaryota, Metazoa, Arthropoda, Insecta, Lepidoptera, Pyralidae. Gene Ontology annotation, molecular function: actin filament binding; structural constituent of cytoskeleton. Gene Ontology annotation, biological process: Arp2/3 complex-mediated actin nucleation; actin filament polymerization. Bases 128 to 1039 code for a protein of 303 amino acids. The record is from RefSeq and is a predicted model, not a curated record.